UUGUAUCGAGGGUGUCUUACACUGCGCUUUAAUUAGACAUCUUGAAGAAAAUGUAUGGACCUGGUGCUCCGUCUCAAAACAGCCUGUAUGGUUCGACCAUACCUUCUGUGUCAGGGCUAGGGUUGUCAACGGGAAUGCAGGGACUAUCAAUCAUCAACCCUGUAAGGAACACCCCUCAGUUUGUGAGUCGUUCCAAUACCGCUCCGGGUGCCUACGGGACUAUGGGGGGACUGGGGAACAUGUCGCAGAUGGGGGCACCCUCCCCUCCGCCGGUAAAUCUCUCCAGAGGUGGUAUGCUCCCCCUGGGUAGUGGCCGUAGCAGUCUAAUGAGUACUGGUCAAGGCUUGACAAUACAGAAACCUCUCUCCAGGCCAUCCAGCUUGUCUUCAGCCAUUGGAAGUGCCCUGCCGGUAAAUGCGUAUGGAGGGUUUGGGCGGAGUCAAGCCGUUGGAAUGAUGAGUCCUCUCUCCUCUGGUUACUCUACAGCCUUGUCAGAGCUCCAGAGUCAAGGGUUUGAUCCUUCGGAUUUCCCCGUCCUCUCCACUGGCUCCAGACUGCGUCAUGACAGCUCUGGUGGUCUCAUGUCUUCAAACACUCUCUCUAGACCUGGAUAUGGUGGACCCAUUGGUCUUAGCAAGAGUGAGAGUGUUCCUGGGUUCCAGAUGACCAGCGAAGACUUUCCCGCCCUACCCGGGACCACCACCAAGUCCAGCGAUCAUCCUGAGACUCCUACUGACAGCAAGACCACAAUGUCGAUGAUGUCAAGUGCUGCAUUACCAGAGACACGGGCGACUCUCUCCUACGAUCCUGCUCCCGGUUCCAACAAGGAAAGGUGGACUGCAGCAGCUGCCCCCAUUGGACCACCCAAGAGCUCUGCCAGGAAAAGCUAUCAGGCCACGACAGUGUCCAUACCUCCUGGAAUGGUGCAGGACCAAUUUGGGAUUAUGGGUCUACUUACUUUUAUACGAGGAGCAGACAGUGACCCCAACCUAGUUGCCCUGGCUCUUGGAAGUGACCUCACCACUCUGGGCCUCAACCUUAACUCCCCAGAGAGCCUGUACAACACGUUCGCCUCACCUUGGGCUGAUGCUCCCUGUAGACCGCAGGACAUUGAUUACAGUGUACCUCAAGAAUACCUUGUUCAUCCGUUUGUGAGAGAAAAGCUGGCCCCAAUACGCCUGAACCGCUACAAUGAGGAUCUCUUGUUCUACCUCUACUAUAGUAAUGGGGGAGACCUGCUGCAAAUGUUGGCUGCUGCUGAACUCUAUUCCAGAGACUGGAGGUACCAUAAAGAACAGAGAUUGUGGAUUACACGAGCUCCUGGUAUGAAACCAAACAAACAAGAAGCCACUUAUGAAGAAGGUACUUACUGCUAUUUUGACAUGCAAUCAUGGAGGAAGACACACAAAGAGUUCCAUGUAGAAUACGAUAAACUGGAGGACAGGCCUCAAAUGCCACAGCACGGAGUUUCACUCCAAGCUCCGGGCAUGAACUGAUUUUUGAUUAAAAUUAUUGGGCACUAAUUAUUGUAUGUCAAUGUGCUUGCAUUUGUUAUAAAGUUUAUUGUUUAUAUUGUUG
Halichondria panicea is the source of this 1578-nucleotide messenger RNA. Its product is annotated as CCR4-NOT transcription complex subunit 2-like. Gene Ontology annotation, cellular component: P-body; CCR4-NOT core complex. The transcript is spliced from 17 exons. The record is from RefSeq and is a predicted model, not a curated record. Gene Ontology annotation, biological process: nuclear-transcribed mRNA poly(A) tail shortening; regulation of DNA-templated transcription; regulation of stem cell population maintenance. Lineage: Eukaryota; Metazoa; Porifera; Demospongiae; Suberitida; Halichondriidae. The coding region runs from base 51 to 1496 and encodes 481 amino acids.